AUGUCGUUGGGUAAAGAAUGGUUAAAGGAUAGCACUUUCAAAUUAAUUAACUUGUACCAGCAACAGUCGGUAUUGUGGGAUAGAAAGCACGUGAAUUACAGAAAUCGAGAAAAAAAAUUAUUGUUUGAAAUUGGGUCGAAGUACGAGUGUAUCGCAGAAGAAAUUCGGCGGGAGAUUCAUAACUUAAAGAACCAAAUGUCAGAAGAAUUGAGAAAAAUUAAGAAAAGAAGAAGCAAGAGCGAUACCAAAAAGGUAAGAACAUCGUACUGGCCCUAUUUUAAUGCAUUCAAAUUUUUAAUUCCAGUGCUCAUCCCGACCACACGUUCAAGAUUGAAGCUAUUUCUAAAAAAAAUUUUAGUCAAUAUGUCAUUUUCACAAAAAAUGGACGUCAAAACAAAAAUAUCAAAAGAACCAACGAAUCCGCCAAAAGUGUGGACGUUCAAAAAACGCAAAUGCCUGAAUGAUGUCGAUGAAGAAUUAUGUCAAGUGGCUUUGCAAAAAUUGCAAGAAGAACCAGAUAAUUAUGAUAAAUUUGGACAAUAUAUUGCAUUACAGCUACGAUCUUUGAAAUCAGACUUCAACAAGGUAAGGAUGAGAAGCGAAAUAAAAUUUAUAUUCAAGUAA
Molecule: messenger RNA, 624 nt
Organism: Bombus terrestris (buff-tailed bumblebee)
Lineage: Eukaryota; Metazoa; Arthropoda; Insecta; Hymenoptera; Apidae
Exons: 4
Coding region: 1-624 (207 amino acids)
Source: RefSeq, a predicted model, not a curated record